AUGCUUUCUGCAAGAUUACUAUCAGCACGUACUGUGAAACCACUUUUAUCAUCUCAAUGCAUCAUCCGUUCCCUAUCCACUAAAAUCACCAAUGAUCAAAUCCUAAUCUCCAAACAUGUAAGAGAAAUCGACCCAGAAAUGAAUUCCAUCCUAGAACAAGAACGUAACAGACAAAAACAUUCCAUCACUUUAAUCCCCUCUGAAAACUUCACCUCCAAAUCAGUAAUGGACCUUCUAGGUUCUGAAAUGCAAAACAAAUACUCAGAAGGAUACCCAGGAGAACGUUAUUACGGUGGUAACCAAUUUAUCGACAUGGCCGAAUCGCUAUGUCAAAAACGUGCCCUUGAAUUAUACAACUUAAACCCAGAAGAAUGGGGCGUAAACGUCCAAGCCUUAAGUGGUGCUCCAGCUAACUUAUAUACUUAUUCUGCACUAAUGAAUGUCGGAGAUAGGUUAAUGGGGUUGGAUUUACCUCAUGGAGGUCAUUUAUCUCAUGGGUAUCAGUUGGCUUCAGGAACCAAGAUCUCUUAUGUUUCCAAAUACUUCAAUACAAUGCCUUAUAAAGUGGAUGUAGAGACUGGAUUAAUCGAUUAUGAACAAUUGUCAAUGACUUCGAAAUUGUUUAGACCAAAGAUUAUAGUUGCUGGUACAUCUGCUUAUGCGAGAUUGUUGGAUUAUAAGAAGUUUAAAGAAAUUGCUGAUGGAUGUGGCGCAUAUUUGAUGAGUGAUAUGGCUCACAUUUCUGGUCUCGUUGCUGCAAAUGUCAUUGAAUCUCCAUUUAAAUAUUCUGAUAUCGUUACUACUACGACUCAUAAAUCGUUAAGAGGUCCUCGUGGUGCAAUGAUCUUCUUUAGAAAGGGGUUGAGGAAGACAACAAAGAGUGGGAAGGAAAUUCAUUAUGAUUUGGAAAAGAAAAUUAAUUUCUCUGUAUUCCCUGGUCAUCAAGGUGGUCCACAUAAUCACACUAUUUCUGCAUUGGCUGUCGCUUUAAAGCAAGCAAUGACUCCAGAAUUUAAACAAUAUCAACAAAAUAUUGUUAACAAUGCCAAGGUCCUAAGCGAAGAACUAUUGAAACGUGGUUUCAAAUUGGUCUCUGGUGGUACAGAUAAUCAUUUGUUGUUGAUUGAUUUAUCUAGUCUCGGUAUUGAUGGUGCUCGUUUAGAAGCUAUCUUAGAGAAAAUUAAUAUUGCUGCCAAUAAGAAUACUAUACCUGGUGAUAAAUCUGCUUUAUUCCCAUCUGGAUUAAGAAUUGGUACUCCAGCUAUGACAACAAGAGGAUUUGGCCCUGCUGAAUUCACUAAAGUGGCAGAAUAUAUUGACACUGCAGUUAAAUUAGCCAUCGGAUUGAAAUCUCAAGAAUCACCAGAAAAUAAAGAUGUUAGAUCCAAAUUGAAUAACUUCAAACAAUUAUGUGAUGAAGAUGAACAUGUUCAAAAAUUGACAAAGGAAGUUUCUGAAUGGGUUGGUCACUUCCCAGUUCCAGGUGAACUGUCAUAA
Naumovozyma dairenensis CBS 421 is the source of this 1497-nucleotide messenger RNA. It is a transcript of the gene SHM1, whose product is annotated as glycine hydroxymethyltransferase SHM1. The record is from RefSeq and is a predicted model, not a curated record. Gene Ontology annotation, molecular function: pyridoxal phosphate binding; zinc ion binding; glycine hydroxymethyltransferase activity. Gene Ontology annotation, cellular component: cytoplasm. Bases 1 to 1497 code for a protein of 498 amino acids. Lineage: Eukaryota; Fungi; Ascomycota; Saccharomycetes; Saccharomycetales; Saccharomycetaceae. Gene Ontology annotation, biological process: tetrahydrofolate interconversion; L-serine catabolic process; folic acid metabolic process. The transcript has a single exon.